AUGGGAAUGAGCUCAAUGGGACAGAAAUCGUCUGGCCUCAUCAUCAAGUACGUUGGAAAGAAACUUUCUCCCACUCCCCCACAUAAAAUUAAUGCCAGCGACGUGGUUACACUGCAUUGGCUCUCUUUCCAAGAUGGCGGCCAAAAAGUGUCUGAGCAACGCAGGGGUAGGAAAUGUAUUGAUUUCUUUCUUUGUUGAAGGCUGGAUCCUGACAUAUAAGAUUGAAUGAAUACAUUGUUUACCGCUUGUAUUUUAUAUGAUUAUGUUUAGUAAUAUUAGUUAAAUGAUCUGUUUUUUAAAACUCUUCAACAAAUGUCAGUUAUUCAUGAUCAGUUCGUAAUGAAAGAAGAGCGGCUAGCGUAAGCUUUAUUGCCAGUCAGAUUUUCGGUGAUUUGUGCUCAUUUUUUUCAACCUGAACCUUGCAGCCUAAGUUUUCCAACACUCAUCUUAAAUGAAGCUGUGUUUCUUUAAGUGGUAUUUUAUUUGUUUGAAAUUGAUUGAAAAAUGUGCUGCUUUAAAUUAAGAUUCACGUAAUACGUACUAGCGUACAUGUACAUUGAUGUAACCUUUGAUUUUUUUCAUAUUAUGUAGCACAUUCCGCCCAAAUUUAAUUUUUUUAUGGGAACUUUUCGGACAUAAUCAACGUACGUACUGCGGUGAGGAGAAUUUAUAAUCGCCAACGAAAUUGUUCAACAAAUUAGCGGAAGUUUCCGACUGCAUGCUCUUUCUACGUCAGAUGAUUUAAAACUCCUUCACUCUUUCUGCAGGUAAUGUGUACUACGGUGGCCACUUUGUUUACCCUUCUUUCGUUAGUCCACCAAUCCUUUUGCAAAUCAAGUAGCUCUAAAUCAAUUAUAGCCUCUCUAGAUGCAAGAUGGGGAUCGACGCCUCUUCUGCUUGAAGCAAGGUUGGUUGAGAACAGGGUUAAUUUCAAAAUCAAUCAGAAUAAAAGCAAAUAAAAAACAGCAUAACUCCCAGGAUAUUCCUAAGACUGGAGAUAUGAGAGCUCUUCUACAGCUACAUAGAAUGCUCUGGCUAAAUAUCACCAGCCUGGGCUAAUUUAUACUAAGACAUUUAGCUGCUAUGAAGCCUAUUUACUCAGAACUUUACACUAUUCUUUCGCUUCAUGUCAUUUUAGAAUUGUAUUGGUGUUGAAUUUUAUUAUCUAAAGUAGUGUUACACACAUUUAUUUGAAAGUUGUUUAAAGGGUUCAGAUGUACCCAGUCUUAUAAUAGUGUUUAGGGGGUAAGUUUCUAAAGAAACUGUGUUGCUGUGGUAGAGUAGAACAGGGUAAUUUAGGGUGAUAAUGUAAAUUAGCCACAAUAAAGGGUUACAAAGCUGACUUUCAAGCAUUAACCCUUCAUCAGAGUGAGAAGGAAGGGCUUUGCUCUGAUCAAGGGCUAAUGCUCAAAAUGUCAGCUUUGAAACCCUUUACAGUGGCCAAAUUACAUUUAUUAUCAACUCAGUGGAUAAUAUUAAAUUACCCUUUUAUAAUAGUAUUGCUACUUUCUUAGUUAGUUUUCACUUUUUUUUUGUGUUUUAGCUGAGUGAAUAUAAUACAUGAAUAUAAUGAUUAGAAAUUUUGAAUAACCAGACCAUGAUAUAAAGAAGGUGGCACAAGGGGAUCAAAAGACUCCUAUGCAGACAACUGCACAUUUCUGAAUAUUCAAGAAAUUUUGGAAAAUUGUCCUUCACUCUUUGGAUAAGAGUGAUAGGUACUGUGACACAGCUCACCCUGGGAAUAAGAUGUUUUUGUUUUAAUUUCAGUGAAUAUUUAGCAGCAGAGAGUAAUGAAAAAUUUUGGAAGUUUGUGGAUUCAUGUCAAGAUAAAUCAUUCAGUCAUGAUUUAGGUAAUGAAUGAUUAUUUUCUUUUGGUGUAAUUAUUGUGUGAAGUAUACCAAGGAGCUACAAUCAAUGUCAUGAUAACAAAAGAAUAAGAUUCCUAAUUUUUCAGUUCAACAGUUGAUGUUAUUUUAUUGACUUAAUCAUGCAUUAACCUUUUAACUCCCAUGAGUGACCAAGACAGAAUUUCUCCUUACAAUAUCAAUACAAUAUCAACCAGAGAAGUAAUGAGAAUAAAGAAAAUUAACCAUUUGGGGAUAAUUAGUUGAUCCAAUACUAAAUUAUCUGAACUAACAUUAUAAGAAUUGUAUGGUUGACAGUAAGGAGAAUUAUAAAUUUGAUCUGAGAGUUAAAGGUUUAAAAGGCCUGGCUCUAGUUUUUCAAAGGUUGGAUAACUCUAUCUAAUGGAUAAAUUGCUCUUCAUGGGAUAAGUGCGAACAAAAUAUACUAUAUGCUAUCCACCAGAUAGAGAUUUGUUCAGUGGAUAGCAUUUCCCAUCCUUUGAACAACUGGCACCUGGUUGUUACUUAACCCUUUUUGCUGUAACAUCAACACACAGUUUCUCUAUACUGUUCUCUAUACAUUUCCUAUAGUACUGACAAGGAGAAUUUUAAUAAUCAAGAACUUUAUAGGUUGGGGAUCAUUUCCUUUAUUCUCACAACCCAAUGUUUGAUUCAGUGAUGAUAUACUGUAAGGAGAAAUUAGAUGUGAGUCACUGAAGGGGUGUAAACAGUGAAAAGAUGGUUUUGAGCUGUUAUCCACAGUGUUGAAUAAGUUUUUAACGUUGUGUUUUACUCUAUUUUGAUUUCAGAUGAAUAUAAACAUGUUUUAAAAACUGCAGGCCAGUUGCUAGCUCCGAUAGGUUUAAAUUUCUUGCAAUUCUCAUUGUCACUGAGGUAUUAUUCUCCCCGGGUGGAACUGUUCAAUAAGGUGAGAUUUCAAAAGGUCUGCUGAAUAGUUAGUUAUUAUCUUUGCUUUUCAGUAUUUAGGUGUUUUGAAACUUAGUUUGAAAUCAAAAACUCAUAAUUGCAAAGCUGUUAGUACCAUGGGUCAUUAUGACUCUGCAGUGUGCAUAUCUACACUCAGGCAUUUGCACCCAACAGUUAUAUGAUUUUAUUUGGUAUAUUUUUCAUUCUUUCAUCAGGUUGCCCAUGAUCUCCUAGCACCAGACUGUGAGGCUUUUGUUCAGCUUGGCAGUAGCACAAUAUGUGACAUUACAGAAGCUGUUUCUCUCAUCAAACAAGCAGAAAACAUGUAUGUUUCUAACUCUAAUGCCCAAGUUUCAGAUGCACAAGAAAAACAAAAUGGCUUUGCAGUGAAAGAACAUUGCUCUUUUAAUUAAAUUUUAUAUAUAUUGUAUUCUGUUAUUGGUAAUUUUUAAAUAUUUUUAGUCAAACAUUUUGUUGUUGUCUUUUCUUCUUAAUGAAUAUAGACCCUUGGUGCAGAGUUUUGAAUUUGAUCACCACUAUCCUAAAUCUGAAAACAACUCCAUAGCUGUUGUGUUAUAUGGAAAGAUAGGAUCAGGAUCCUUUUGGAGAUUUCAUCAGGAACUUGUAAAUUUAGCAGAAAAUGGUCUGGUGCACUAUGUGCUUCGACAUUAUAUUGAGGUAGGAAAAGUCUGUGAUAUGAUGAGCAAUUUGUUUGGUAAUAGGGGUUUGAAUAACUUUUUACAUAUUAAUUGUCUGCGAUGGAGACAUAGGCUGAAACAUGAGAUUCUGCUCGCUGGCUGAACAAAUGGCAGUGAGAGGUCUUAUAAGCAGUUGUAGACUGUUUUCCAAAUUGAUAUGAUACUGAGGUUUUUCUUUGAUAUUGGUAUCGAUACUGUGAGGUCAUUGAGGUAACUGGUGAGUCACAUGAUUUGAUUGACAAAAUAUAGGGUUAUCUUGCUCUGUUAAGUUUACAGUGUUCACUUCUUUACAAUUGCAUUAACAAAACAGUCAAGAAUUUAAAACCAGAUUAAGGAUGUACUAAAGUAGAAACUCUCAGUUGUUGAUGAGUUCACUCUUGCAAAUGCUCACAUGCCACUUAAAAUGGCACACUGCAGUGCUCAUUGCCCAAACUCGAGCUUAGAGUCUUUUCAGCUCUUUAUUGGCAGUUAGAGGCAGGUGUGAGCCAGACUGUGCUGGCCGGUCAUGUGCAGGAUCAAAACCAUUGAUACUUUACACCAGUAUCGGUGUUUUCUGAUCAGACGUUGGUAUUGAUCGUAUUUAGUAUUUGGUAUCAGUGUCAGCCCAUCCUCAGACACAGGCUUUUAAUGGAACCUCUGUGCUAGCCCUUUCCUUUUCUAAAGUGACCAAAAAAGGAAUUUCUCCUCACAAUAUCAAAUCUACAUUUACUCAGAAAUUGCCCUAAAUGUAAUUUUGUAACUGGUCAUAUCACUUAGUCAUCAUCAGAGAGAAAAAUGAGAUUAUCAGGAUAUGGUGUGGAACUGGCUGUCAAGAAAACAGAGUACAAAGCCAUGGAUGACAGUAAAGUGAAAGAUGAUGCAGAAGGAGAGGUACAGAAACAAGAGGAAGAAGAUGAAGAUGAAGUUGAAGGAUUCCUCUUUGGAAAGUUAAGGUUUGUGCAACUAUGUGCAAUGACUUAAGUUUGCCAUUGAUAGUGGGUGUUGCCUAAUAGCUAACCACUGAACUCUGAAUGGAUAAAUCAAGAAAUGGUCAGAGACACUUUGUUGUGUCCUUUCUGUGUCCUGUGUCCUAUCUGUACCUCACUCUAUCCAGGAGUGUAAAUGGGAGCUAGAGAACUGUCUAGGAACCUUACAAAAUGCGAAGGGUUUGUCUGUGAUGAGGAGAUGCUGUGGCAUAGUGGUUAGUGUCCUGCUAACUCAGGAACCCUGAAAUGUGGAUUUGAGACCUGGUUGGUCAUUGUGUUGUGUUCUUGGGCUGGACAAAGUACUCUCUCUGUCCAUGGGUACAAACAUGGAGAAGUAAAUUGUUAGGGAAACCUGAGGAAAUGAUGACAGGCAUCUUAUUUAGGGGGAGUAACUGUACCUUUAGCCACUUCAUUCUAUGAGACAGGAAAAAAAAACUUUGGCUUUGGUGAUGAUUGGAGUGUGUGCAGACUUCACAUAUCUUUAACAGAGUUUGCUUUUAUGUCUUGAUGGUCUAAAACACCUCUGACCUCAGUUAGAAUCUUUUUUAUCAGAUUAUUCAUAGAGUAAAUUAAAAAAUAUAAUUUUGUUAUCACACUCUACAAACUAAUAUUUACUCAUAGGAAACUCUAUCCAGACCUAAAAGAAAAUCUUGAUCAGUUCAGGGCACACUUAAAGGAAAGUGCACAUGAGAUGGCUCCUUUGAAAGUCUGGCAAUUGCAAGGUAUGAGGAGUUUUAUUAAAAUCAGGCCCCAAAUAUAAAGGCAGUGUAUCAUAUCACCGAUGUUGUAAUCAUUAGACAGUAAUUGGUACCAAAGACUGAAAAGUCACUUAGUAAAGACUAAAUCACGGUGUAAUAAUAAACCAGUAAUAACCUUCCCACAGUAUCAGGAAAUCUGCAAAAAGGACAGAAGAUGCUAGUUCUCAAUUUAGGACACUACAGCCUGAUUUUAGACAUUGCCUUCCGAUUUUAGACACUGCUGUUUGAUUUGAGACACUGCUGUCUAAUUUUUGACACUGCUGUCCGAUUUUAGACACUGCUGUUCAAUUUUAGAUACUUAUAUCUGAUUUGAGACACCAGAGUCCAAUUUUAGACAACAGAGUCCAAUUUUAGACACUAGUGUCCAAUUCUAGACACUAGUGUCCAAUUUUAGACACCAGUGUCCCAUUUUAGACAUAAGUAUCCAAAUGUAGACAUUAGUGUGUAUGAUCUUAGACAGCAGUGUCCAAUUUUAUACAGUGGUGUCCUACAUUAGACAUCAGGAUCGAAUGAUUUUAGACUCUUUAGACUGUGUCCAAUAUUAGACACUACUGCCCUGAAUAGCUCAAAGUGAAAUUAUGAAAAAAAUAUUUCUAGUAGUUGCCUUCAUAAUAACUUCAUGUCAAAAAAUGAAGGGUUGCUUGGAGCUCCCUGUGUUUCUAACAGGAAUAUAAGACAAUUUGGUAGGAGAAUCCACAGAAAUCACUUACUUUUCCAUGAAUCCCAUUCAACUUUGACAGAUAAUUCUGCUUAAACCUGGUAGGGUGAGAUUUUUUUUUAUUUUUACCAUCAGAUCUGAGUUUCCAGGCAGCACAACGGGUCAUGUCCUCUGAACCACAAAGAGCUUUGAAAGUGCUGAGAGACAUCAGUCAAAAUCUUCCCAUGCAAACCAGGUUUGUAGGAGACAUCUUCUUUCAUUUCUGCAGUUUUCGUUUUCUUUUCGUUGAUUAUUUACUUGUUAUUUUCAAUCCUAGAUCGUUAGUGAAGACAAAGGUUAAAGAAGAAAUGAGGAAAGAGAUCAAACUUAAUCAAAAGGUUAGUAGUUUAAAAAAAUUCUUUUCGUCCUUGUGGCAAUAUACUUUUAUAUUUACGUGUUCUUGUUUACACCUAGGUUUUCCUGAACGAUUCUGUAAGGCCGACCAAAUUAAGUAAAAAUUCGCUACAGAAAUCAUCUUCCACUGUGUUCUACGUGUGUAUUGCUUCCAAUCUUAAAACAAUUCAUUUUCUCUCAAUGGUGACCUGCACAAAUUCUAAUCAAAGAGAUAUUCCAAAAUUGGUGUUGGUGUCCCAUGCUGCAACCUUUCUUCACGUCAUGUGUAGAUAAUCUGUAACUUUUUGCAGGUUUAGUAGCCCUGGUUAGGUAAUGGGGAUUUGAAAAAAAAAAAUCCGAACAUCUUGGUCAGGUGUAAUAUUUUGCUUAACGCAAAAAGUGGAACACAAUUCUCUUGCUUUCUUAUAUGUGAAUUAGAGUCAUGUUCUGUUUCCUCAUAUAGCCCCUGGUUUUCAAGUUUAUUGCACUGGCCGAAGAAGAUCAAGCAGAUACAAAAUAAUUAGGAACUAUAGCAUUCGGAUGCAAAAUUUUUUGCAAAGUUGUCAUGUAGUUACCCCCUCAGACCACUAACCAUCAGUCCAGUGUCUAUGCAUCUAAAUGUUUUUUUGCUCCAUUUUGCUCUAGCAUUUUUCACAAUUUGGACUGGAUCCUGGAGACAGUGCUUUGUUGAUAAAUGGCCUUCUGGUCCAAGUGGACGAUCUUGAUCCUUUUCAGUGAGUAUUUGAUCAUUUAUGGGUCACAGGGAAACCAGAGAUUAUUAUUUCACUUUCAACUGGUAGCAUUAAAGUGCUGGUCGCUGAAAGUGAAUUAAUUAUUUCUUUCGCAUCGACGUCCAGGUCCCAGUUGUUCGAAGGGUGAAUAACGCUAUCUACUGGCUAAAUCUCUAUUCGGUGGAUAGCGCAGUGCGUUUUGUUAACACUCAUCCUCUGGAUGACGAUUCAUCCGUUGGAUAGUAUUACCCGCCCUUUUAGGCGGUCACAAGUUUGAACCCUGCUGCCGUAUGAAUGCUGGCAGAGCAGUUUUAGGAGCUGUUGUCCGUAUAAUUUAUAAAAUUUGAUCAAGAUUUGUAUCUUGUAGUUUGUUAGAUUUGUUACGCGGUGAAGCACUAGCGAUUGACAGACUCUCUUCCCUGGGCAUCAAGGUAGGGUCGAUGAAGACACUCUUGUGUCAUCUAAAAUACAUUUUAUUUUCAAGAUAUAAAAAGUAUGUAAUCCAAACUGAGUCUCUGGCACAACCUUUUGACAUGCUCCUGUGUCAUCUAAAAUACAUUUUCAAGUUAUAAAAAGUAUGUAAUCCAAAUUGAGUCUCCGGCACAACCUUUUGACAUGAAGAUCUGGGGUUCGAUUGCUCGUGAUGGUCUCAGGUUUUUUUCUUUGUCCUAUUCUCCUGACAAGACAAUUGACAUCUUUUCUUCGUAACGAUGUUUUUUCUUCAGGGUGAACCUCUCGGUAAACUUGUGUCUCUUGCCUCUCAACCAGAGCAUGAAUCAUUUGUUUUGGAUGCAAGACACGACUCCAUUGUGGUAAGUCUAUGUGAGUUAUCGAUAUUGCUUUGUCGCGAUGCAAAAUGUAAUUUUUAAAUCUGACUUCCUUGUAAAUAGUCUGGUGACUGUAUUUGCUUAUUUUAUCAUCGCUAGUUUAUAAACGACCUUGAAAAAGAUCGGCAGUAUUGGGGUUGGCCUUCUGAACUACAGGAGGUAAGUACUGAAGGUCUGGUUCUGUGUUCCUCUUGCCUGUUGUUGUUGUUGUUGUUGUUGUUGUUGUUUUCAACCUGUUUGUCUUUCAAAAACCUGCUAUUUAGGUUUUAUUUUCUCCUGUUUUUGUUGACAGAUACUACGACCAACCUUCCCUGGGAUGAUGCGCUAUAUUGCCAAGAACAUAUUCAAUUUGGUAACGUUGUCUGCUGUGCUAUAUUUCGAUAAGAAAGCUGAUAGUUAGUAAAACUGUAAUGGAGUGUAAAUCCCCAGUGUUUUAUCAGGCUAAGAAUCAAGGAUAGAAAUUCCUGUAAGAUUAAAUCAGUAUAGCACGUUAAACUACCAAGUCAGGGUAUAUAAAAAUAGAAACUUUACAAGAUUGUAGCUGUAUAUACAACAAAGUACUUAAAUGGAAAAUGAGCAAUCGCCAUACAUGAAAGACUGAAGAACUAGUUUUAAAUCUUAGUCAGAUGAUUUUACAUGGAUGUUGACGGCACUCACAAUGUUUAAGCAUGUUACAUGUAUGUUCAUUGAAAUUACUAAGCAUUUCCGUGGAAACGCUUCGUAAUUUGGACUUCUUGUUUUCUUUCAAGGUUCUGUUUGUCAACCCUUUAGAUGCCCAGAGUAUCGAACUGAUCAAGGUUGUCAAUGAAUUGCUUCAAAAUUCGUUUCCAGUCAGGUACUUUGCGCAGUUUUAUAUACACCCGUAAUAAGGUUACUGUGCUAUGAGUUAAAUAGCUUACGAUAUCGUCAUAUUAACGGCGCUUUUUACAGCUAAUCUUGUUAUACUUCGCUCCGCAUUUGUAGUCUUCGAAGGUCUGUUGGGUUUGUCAUCUGCGUGAAAGCUGCGUUUAGUCACAACACAGUCGCCAAGUUAUACCCACUUUUUCUGCAAUACGAGUCUUCAACCAGCCCCAUAAGAACAAAAUGUAACAAUUUUAGUCAUAUUUUUGCUCUCGGAAUUUUACAUAAUGUCUUUUGCUUUUAUCAAAAGCUUUUUCCAUCGCUUCCUACAUUCUUUCUGUUGAGCUCAGUUUACUUCGUGGGUGAAUAACGAAAUAGCGUAGAGACUUUCCAUGACGUGUUUUCUUACAACACUGAUCCGAACGCGAGUUUACUAAGCAACAAUGCGAAAAAAAAAAAUGGCAAGCGACCAGGCAACAAAACUGAUAGAAAGGGAAGUAAAGCCAAACGAGAAAAGCAAUGACAAUAAAUAAACCGAACAGAAAUAACUGAAGUUUUGCAUUCAUGAUAUUCUCAGAAUUGGUUUGUCACUGGUUGCCGAUGUUCCCCUGGAUGCCGAAGUCGACGCUAAGACUAAUGCAGCUGUAGGAAUUGCCAGAGCAUUUAGCUUCAUCUCAUCCGAGAAGGACUCGCGAGAGGCAUUUGAUUGGCUUCUUAAGGUCAGUGGAACAGUUGUUGAUUUUUGUGGAAAUGGUUUUGAAUUGUUUGACUUUAGACAUGUUAUUCUCAAUACUGAAAGCAGCGUGACUGUCGUCGCAUUAAUUUUUCAAUAUUAUUCAACUGAUUUGUUUUGUUUCGAUUGAUAGUUUAUCUUGAGUAUUUUAUGGUUAGCUUAUGCUUGUUAUAUUUUUCAUGAGAUUUAAAAUCAUGGUUUUUGUGUUUAGUUGUAUGAUAAUUUGGCGGAAGGCGAUGUGCCGACUGCGGACAAGGUUUUAACUUCAUUUACAUCAUUAUUUGGCAAAGAUGAUGCUGAAGAAGUGUUCGGAGAAGGCUCUGAGUACGACGAAAAUCGAAAGGUAAAACUUCUGGCGAUUUUAGAGUAUGUGAUAUGAACUCUGUCGUUAUGGAGGUCAUGAGGGUUUCUUUUCUAAUGAAAGUCGUGUUGCUUUUUAGUCCUCUCAACGUUUCUUUGACAAGACAGGAUUCCAUCAGUUGCCUCAAGUUAUCCUUAAUGGUGUGCCCAUCGACAGCGAAGAGGUUGGUGAUCCUUCAGUACAAUCUUGUUAAUUGCUUAUUUUCGGCUAUAAAACGAUAAAAAGAGUAGCCCUUGUUUUGGUGAUUUGAUUCAUCUUUGCUCCUGAAGUUACUAGAAAUUUAUGGAAAUGUUAGUGACAUGGAUAGGUAUAUUUCUUACGUUAGACUUGCUUCACAGCGAAAUAUGUACUAAAAAAGACGUUUCUUUCAGUUUGAAAAUCUAGAUGAAGCAGUUGUGCGGGAGGUGAUGGUUCAAACAGGCCCCAUACAACAUGCAGUGUUUUCGGUAAGACAAAAUUACUGUUAGCAAUUUGGAAAAAGUGCUAGGCAAGAUUAUUUAUCUAAGACACUGUGAACUAACUGGUAAGGACAAAGGAGUGCGUUUGUUUUUUUUUUUGGCAUUUUACGACUUCAUCCCGAAGUGUAACUGUGAUUAUAUGAAUAAAGGAGGUAAGUUUCUAAAGAAACUGCGAUGCUGCGUCUUGGGGGGGGGGGGGGGUGGGGGGGGUAGUACAAGAUAAUUUAGUAUUAUCAACUGAUAAUGUACAUUGACCACCGUAAAGAGUUUAUAGAACUGACGUGUCGAGCGUUAGCUCUUGAUCAGACUGCGAACAUCACAUCCUCAAUUCUAAUUCAACUUUGUUGGUGUUCUCUUUGAAUAGAUGUUAACUGUUAGAGCUUGUACGGUUUGUAGCAGCGAAAGAGUCAGUAAAAGAUCCUCACUCAAUUGUUUCUUUGUUGGUUUUGUAGGGUUCUGUUUAUCGCUACUCCAGUGUGUAUGAAUAUGUCAUGAGUCAACCAAACGUAGUAUCUCGAGUUAAUAGCAUGGUUCAGUCUAUGGAGAGACCUUAUGUUGACUUGACUGGUGGUCAGUCAAGUACAGGUAAGCAAAAAAAAAAACAAUAACAACAACAACAGCAACAACAACAUAACACAACAACAAAAAACGGGAAAAAGGAGUGAAUACAGACUUCUCAAAAAAUAAACCCAAAAGAAACAUGAUCUGUGUCGUUGUUUGACUUGCGCUGUCUCAAAAGUCAUAUCAUCCACCCCGAGUCUCAUAGACUGAAAAGAGAAAAGUGAGAAGGAAGGCUUAUCAUUAGCCUCCUUUAAAAUUAAACUCGCGGUUAAACAGGCCUGUUUGCAAAAAUCCCCCCCUCCCCAUGUGUUUUUUAACAUCUCCGCAGUUCUCUUUACUGAACAGAAAUUUAUGAAUCAUUAGUAAAAAUGUAAAUGUUAAUUAUUUUAUUAUAAGACCUGCUUAUUUUCUGUUUUACAGAUGAGGAUAUUAAUAAUCCUGAAGUGUUUGCUAAGCUUGAUAGUUCGCAGAUGGCUUCCGUUAUUGCCAAGGAAUUGAAGUACUUCACCAAACAAGGAGGUAAUAUUGUAUUUAAUGGUAUCUAUGUUUAAGAGAAUGAGAAUCUGGAACAAGGGGAAGUCAGUGGUGAUAGUGAUUAUGAUGAAGUUAAGGUUGGAGAACGGGACUAGGAUAAAAACAGAAGGUGAGGACGAAGGUAAGAACAGAAACGGGCAAGAUGAGGAGAAUGAAGGAGGGUGACGAUCAAAGUGAGAUUCUAUUAGACGGAAGAAGAUAGGAGGCCAUAGCAGUGAAGAAAUGGAUGGAAGAAGGAUACGGACGAGGGUUGAAGAGGUGGACUGAGGAAGGAACGUGAUGGGGAUGGAUGAGGGUGAAAUGGAGAUUAAGUUAAGGGCGGAGAAUAAAAUGACGAUAGGCUGACGAUCAUGGAGAUAACCAUGGGGAGAAGGGUGGGACUGAAGUUGCCAUGAUGACAUUGAUAAUCAUUUCUUGUAAGGAAUGUAACUAACUAUGGUGAGAGGAAAAGCUGUGGAGAUUGAUACCAUUAAGACCUUACUUUACAUUCAAGCGUUCUUUUAUUUUUUCUGGGACAUAAGGUUUUUUUUUUUUUUACACUGAUGAUUGUUUGCAUCUCGAAAUUAGAAAAGGCCGUGAAUUGUAACAGAUUAGCUAACUAUGAAUUCUAAAUUGGUUCAAGUAAAUGUACUUAUUUUGUAGUGACCUCCACUUUGACACGAAGCCUAAGUUACCAGGUAGUUAGGCUGACACUGUUUGGUUGCUGUUUUGUUUUGUUUCAUAGAAGAGCUUAGUUUAAAACCUGUGACUAACUGGGUUGUUGCUGACUUGGCCAGCAAAGAAGGAAGAGUGUUGGUCAGAGCAGCCCUCCAACAAGUGGUAAGUCGCUACUUCAGUGAUUGUUACCACCGUAAUCUCUCAAAGAAGGAUCGGAGUUUUUAGUUUUUAGCCAUGUAACUCUUGUUAAUAUGAUGGAGCUCUGAAGACUGCGCGAUAAUAAUUCACAGUCGGCCUUUUCAAAGAAGAUUUUGUUUGAAAUAAGAAAAUCUGAAACCAUCAUCUUAACUAAACCGUGACUUUGUCCAGGAAGAGCUCAACCAAGCUAAAACAUAAUGUAACUUAGGUUUAUGCAAAGAACAUACCCCAUUGCGUCAUUAGAAAUUACCAAGCUUUCUGUAUAAUAAGAACGACGUUGAAUUGAUUGAUUAUUUUACACCUGAGGCUUCGAGCAAAACUUGCUUUAUUUUCUCAAAGAACUACUUGUACUCCGCGGAAAAUAAAAUUUACUUUGAAAUUUAUGGAAAACUCGCCUUUUUCAGUUCUGAAGAAUUGUUUCCUUUGCAGAAAUCCUCUUCAAGUGUAAGGGUGGGGCUCAUUCACAAUCCAGCUAUAAAACAUACGGAUGAUCGCCCAGAAUCACUUCAGAUCGCCAGAACAGUGGAGGCUGUAAUGUCUUCAAAGAGUCACGUUACGCCAGCAAUGUUAAAAUUCAUGGAGAAUUUGCUGGAUGAGAGCAACGACUUUGAUAAGCUGUCUUCAGAUGCCAAAGCAAUGGCAGACCUUUUGGCGAAAACACCGGUAUGUGUGAUUGGCAGCAUGAAUUUUGUUUGAGUAGUUCGAGUCGCCACAUGGAAAAUUAAAUUGCCUUCAAUCAACGAGGAACCACAGAAUUUUAAACUAAUGAGAUAGAAAAGCAGACAAAUUAACUCUUUUACUCCCAAGAUCUCAUUAGCAAUUCUCCUUACUGUCUGCAAUACAGUUCUCAUGUUGUUAGUUUGGAGAAUUUGGUAUUGGAUCAGCUAACAAUCCCUUGAUUGAUAUUUUUUGUUAUUCUCAUCACCUGUCUGCUUAAUAUUUUAUUUAUGAUGUAGGGAGAAAUUUUGUCUCGAUCAUUCAUGGGAUUUAAAGGGUUAAAAUAUUAAACCAGAAUGAACGAGGCAGAGGAUUCACGAGGCUUGCAAAUCUUUUUUUUGCGAUGCACGAGGUAGCACAGUUUUAACAAAAUGGAUAGGAAGGUAAAGGAGCCAGUCCAAAAAGGAUAUGUUUGAAGAACAAUGGGUUGAUGCCAGAUUUGAAUCACAUGACGAAAUUUGCAGCUAACGCCUGAAAGAGGAAUCGAUCCUGUUUAAAUUGGUUUGAAGAGGUUGGACGAGCUUUUGUGUUUUUUUAACAUUGACGGAGUGAUAAUUGAGGGAAAGUAUUACUCUUCUUUGAAGAAGAAGUUAAAGAGUGGAGGUAUCAUACAUUAUUUUGUGCGGAGCUGAUUGUUUUAUAUCCUGUAGCCUAUAAAACACAGUUUGUUACGAUGUGCGACACAUUUUGUCCUUUUUGUCAGGGAAGUUGUUUUGAUGUAAAUUAGUUGAUUAUAUACAUUUGUCUCUAUCAUCAGGGUUUGAAAUUAGAAGCUAUACAAGCAAAGUUAUCAGACGGGGAAACCUUCAAAGGCAAGCUGUUCUCACACCAGCAUUUCUGCACAGGUGUUGUUAACCUACUUCCCGGUCAACCUGCUGUUAUAACCAACGGAAGAGUAAGUGUGAAGCGGUGUAGUUCUUUGCCUGUUCUUGCCCUAGUCUGCACAGUUCACUUCAGCUGAAAUGUUGUUUCAACAGGUUCUUGGUCCACUUGCUGGAAACACGUUGUUCACAGAGGAUGACUUUAAACUUCUUGAGAACUUUGACAUGGACUUGUAUGCUCGCAAAGUUAGAGACCAGGUACGAUCCUUUAAAACGCUUUAAGAUAAUUUGAUGUGUAAACCAACUAACUACACGCGAAAGCCACAUUUGAAAAAUAAUUGCGUAGCCGUUUGGCAGAGUCAGACUUUAAGUUUGCGGAUCUGUUUAUCAACAGAUUGAUGAAAUGACAUUUGAUGGUUUGUCUGCGGAUGAUGAUACAAGGUAAUUUGCAUUUUUCCUGAAAUGUUUGCGAGCUAGGGUUUAGACGUCAAAAACGUAGUAUUUAAUUUUGUUGACAGGGUCGAUGAACCUUGUAGAGUUUGCUCCGCUCCCAAUAUGAGGCUUGAUAACCCAGUUUAUAGCAGCACACAGCUAGAAUUCUGGAAUUAUACAAUGCAUGACAGUUAUCCAGUUCAGAGGAGCGUUCUUAAUGUGUUUUUGUCUCGUUUUCAGUGAAUUUAGAAGUGACAUCAUCAUGAAGGUAUCCUCUGCGCUGAUCUGCCGAGAUAAGAGAUCUCGUCAGCAAAUUACUAUAAAAGCCAGUGAACACAGGUAGGGAAGUGAAAAGAGGCGUUACCUUGAAACGGAAAUGUUAUUAGAAUUGUUUCUGCUUUGUAAAUAGAAUAAAAAGUUGGUAGGUUUUGAGCUUGGUAAAGAGCUCUUGUCACGAGCGUGAGAUAAAGAAAAAAUUCUGAGUCCUUCGUUUCUGCUUUGUCUUAAGAAGAAGUUGGUGCUAAGUUGUGACACGAUUGUGGCGCUUUGUCGCUUGUUUUGAGUUCUGUUUUCUGCUUUUUAUCCCACCGAACUAUCAUUUUUUUACAAGUUUCAUUAAAAAUAAUGAAGCUUUGCUCAACGCAAAAGAAUUGCAACAUGUUUCUUUUUAAUCCAACGUGUACGACCACAUUAAAGUAAAAAAUUUGAUCUAAUUGAAAAUGUUUACAAAACGUGAUUGCGUACGCUGCUUCAAUGCACCAGUCCCGCUCCAAACGGCCUACCAAACAGUGAAGUGUGUCUCCUUUCUUAGUGUCAUGAAAAUUGAGCCGAAGCAAGACGGAGCCAGUUUUGAUGUGGUGGUAGUUUUGGAUCCUCUGUCUCAAGGUACUGUUGGUUUCGUUACUUUGUGUUUUGAAAAUUAUCGUUACGGUUCCAACUCCACUCAGUUACAAAGCCCACUUGCACAAAAUACUUUUCCAAAAUUUACACUAAAUAAGUGAUACAGAAACGGAGUAAGAAAGGCUGUAGAAAUUAUUUUAGUGGACGGAGUAACUAUCAUUAAAAACCAUUGUGUGGAAUUUGCUACUAAAACUGUUCGCAUGAUCGGUUUUUGUCCUCUUGCAUUUCUCAUCGAUAUCGGUUGAUUUAUUUCCUAUUUCUCUUUUCUUUACAGCUGCUCAGAAAAUUGCACCGAUACUGAUGGUAAGUUUGAGCUUUCUUUUUUCUUUCACUUUCACUAAUGGAUGAAAUUAUUGAGGAACUAAAGCGCGAACAGCUGAGUAUCAACAAAUCAACCGACCAAUUCAGGCCAAUUAUUUAUUUUAAUAAGUAGUUAAAACUGCGUUAUUUAAGGUGGUUUGGAACAAUUUUUUUGCCCUCUGCCCGGCCAUCUUCAGAGCGCGCAAAAACCAACUCACUGCCUUUGCAUUUGAAGGAUGCUCACACUUGUGAUAACCGAAGGAUUGAAGUUUGUAUUAGUUAGCUUGGCAUGGCAAUCGCUAUAAUUGCGCUAAUAUUAUGGGAUAAUCCUGUUAAACAGCCUUUGGGGACGGUCACGGAAAUCCUAGAACUUUUCGUUCGACUUUAGGGUUUUGAGUUUUUUGGGAAAAGGCCUCGCUCGGAGGAAUUUAGAGAAAAAUAUUUUUGAAAGUGUUUGGUAAGCAAUAAAAUAUCUUGGACAGUGUUAGCAAAUUUUCUUUCAUGUUGUUCUUUCCUUCAGGUCCUUCAAAAUGCUACAAACGUCAACAUCAAGCUUGCCAUGAACUCUCGUGAGAAGCUCUCCGAGUUGCCUCUUAAUCGUUUCUACCGAUAUGUAUUAGAGCCCGAAGUCACAUUUAAUGAGGACGGCACCAUCACAGAGGGGCCAGCGGCGGUGUUCUCUGAUAUGCCACAGUCAGUUCUUCUUACCAUGAAUAUGGACACACCUCUGGGGUGGAUGGUAGAGGCAGUGUACUCUCCUUACGAUUUGGACAACAUAAAAUUACAGGAGGUGAGGACUGACCUUUUAAGUUAAAUUUGUACGUAAGAAUUAUUUGGGAGAUACUGGUUAGUUCGCUCUCACUGUAGGGACAUUUAGCAGUCAGAACGGAAACGCCGAAGAAGACGUCAAUUAACAAAUGAAUUUUUCAAUUGAUUUUAGUUAGAAUUUCGCGAAUAGCUGGAUGUGUUUACCGUCUCUUACGGCGCCACACCUCAAUUUCAGGAUAACGUAUGAGAGCAGCAUUGAGCCCCAGCAACUGUUGGGUAAAAUUGACAAAAGGCCGAAAGGUGGCAAGGGAAGGAUUCAUUUUACAAAGGCAAAAGAAACGCUUAUAUCAGUUCCGCACGUCAAUCUCUAUAUCCGACCUGCGCUUCUUUUAGCAUCUAAAAUCUACGAACGCAUAACUACCCAAUCAACCUUACUAUUUCGCUUAAUGUAAAAAGUUUCAAGGAAAAAAAUGACAACAAAUCAAGAAAAGGGUAACAUUAGUAAUUUGGUAAAAAGAAAAUCGUCUGAUGAUCCUACAAAAACUGAUGUUUCCUGUCUUGGCUCAACUAGUUGGCAUAUACUGGUAGAGUGUGUUGAUUGUUUUGUCUUGUCUGAUCUAAUCCUUAAACUGAAACAUGUGUUGUUUCUGUGUAUUCAGGUAGAGAACCAAGUACAAGCAAAGUUUGACUUGGAAUAUAUCUUUAUUGAAGGUAAAAAGGUUAACUUGUUAAUGAAAUACUGGCUAAGCUUCGCGUUUGAAGUCAGUGACAUUCCUAUCACUUGCUCUUGUACAGUAGAAUUAGAGAAACAGUUGAAUAAGCUUGAAGACUAGAGGAUUAAGUUGCACUCUUCAAAGACACUGAUGAUUAAAGAUCAGGCCAUUUGUGAUAGUUUAAAUUUCCUUCAAAUUGCAGUGGCAAUUUUACGGCUACCACUACUUGUCGAGAAUCAGUUCAUAUACCACUCCUAGAGCCUGUUUAUUCCUUUACCCAAAGUCGGAAUUUUCGUCAAAAAUAAACCUGGGAACCUUGGCCUUUUUUCUGCUUUCUCCUUUGUUAAUAUUUCCUUUUUCGUCGAUAGGACACUGCUCCGACUUUCACACUAGACAGCCCCCCAGAGGACUGCAAUUUACCCUCGGUACUCCGAGAGACCCUGCCAUGUUUGACACGAUUGUCAUGGCAAAUUUGGUAAGAACUACAGAACUGUGUUGGCUAAAACUCGGCUUUUCGCCUUUAUUUGCUGGAAAACGAAUCGUUAGCUUACUAAGUUAAUUUAUUGUUGUACCAAAUAUUUGUGCAUUUAACAGGGAUACUUUCAGCUCAAGGCUUAUCCUGGCGCCUGGUCUCUACGGGUUCGAGAGGGAAGAUCAGCUGAAAUUUACGAGAUAGAAAGGUAAAUUGUGCUUUAUGCAUUCAAUUGACAAAACGCGAGGCAGCCAUUUUGAAAUUUAGCGCUCCUGCUAUAAUCACCUCGCGCGAAGUGAUUAAAGCAAGGUAUGACGCAAUCCUCGACCAAUUAAAGCGCAUCUCUGCAAUCAACGGAGCAAUUACAUUUAAUUCAGAUAUGCUUUGAUUGGCCCCUUAAGCUUCUUAAGCCUGGGAAAUAAAUGAAACCCAAUGUAAUAUCCUUCAACCUCUAUUCUGUUCAAUCGCUAAACGUCUGUUAAUUUUCAUACUUGUAGUGUUUCUGGAAGCACAAAGGAAGACGACGGCCAUUUUACUGUCGUCAUUGACAGCUUUAUUGGAAAACUGCUCAAAGUAAAGGUAAGAUAGACUUCAUGGAAAAAUUUUCGUUUGGAAAAAUGUAUUCCGUAAAUGUAAUUAGAGGGUUCCUUCUUGUUAAAUGUCCUACGUGUGUAUCCCUCAGUAUAAUUACAAGUUUAGUUUUAUAUCCUGCGUCUAUCCAACCAGGCCUAUGUAACAAUAAGAUUUCUGUCGCGUGGUAGAUGAUGAGGGCGAAGUCCGAAUCAACUAUGACCCCUAGAAAUCGGGAGAGAAUUAUCUCAUUGUUUAAAUUGGUGUAAAUCCGCCUGACAUUCAAAGCUUAAAAGCAAGAUAAGCUCCUGUUUUUCUUCUGUUUACAAGUGCACAUCAUUAGACCUUUCACUUUACUUACUGUCUUCAAUUAGAUAGAGCCGGAGUAGCAUAUAGAACGCCAGUAGAUUUAUACCAAAAAGGAAUAUGAGCGAAGUGUCAGGGAAAGUUGACAAAAUGUUGAAGGGGGGGGGGGCUGUUGUGGAGCAUUAUCGCCUCAAGAGGAGUAGUCAGAGUAAUUUAAGUAGCUCUAUCCUCUAUAAACUGCGCUAGUUGUGGGUAAUUGACUCUGGUUGUUUACUGACCGUUGUUAAUCGUAUGUUCAGGUCAAGAGAAAACCAGGCAUGGAAGGGAAAGAUCUGCUCAGUGAUUCUGACAGCGCGUCGUCGGGUGGUAUCUGGGACUCUUUAUCAAGGUAAUCUAUUUUGCCUUAUAUCACCUGUUCCCUUUGUGAGAUUUUUGAAAGCGAGUAAGGUAACGCAUUAAUCCAAUUGCAUAGAAAGAUAGUUGUCUGGUUUAAGAAUGCGACUUGAGCAGCUAUAUAAGAGUGUCAUAUUCGUUUGAAUCAUUAACCGUCCUUAAAUCGACUCCUUUAUGGCUAGUUAUGCAAGCCUCGUGAUCCUAACAGUACACUUGGAGUAAUGCUUACUUGCUUGCUUGCGAUGUAAAAGUAUGACCUGCAAAAACGUUUUCUUCCCUCUUUAUUCAACAAAGUGUCGUGAUAUUCAGGCUUAAUAACUAGAUUCCAUAAAAAAUAUCGAUUUUUGUUUCCCUUGGUCGUUAGCGGCAUUUAUGUUAAUAACCAGAAACAGAGCUGUAUUUUCCUUUUUACCCAGCAUGGUUGGCAGUGAAACUAAAGGAGACGCCCCCAAAGAUGAAACCAUCAACGUUUUCUCCGUGGCGUCCGGUCAUCUCUACGAACGUUUUCUGAGGUAAACAAAAGGAAGCUCUAUUGAUAUUGUUUCUUGUUUUCUUGUGUCUGCUUUAUACAUUAUGUCAUAAUUAUGUGAAAGGGAGAGGCGGACGGAAUCCUCGUGAAUGGCCCGACCUAUCUCAGGCCGAGCAUUUGAUCGUAUGACCAAACUCUUUUUCACAAGUAAACGUAAACGUGGUCGUGACCUAUGCGUAAGCGUGAUCGUGAAUGCGAGCGCGGGUGUAAUCAUGAUGGUGAGCGCGAUCGUCAGCGUGAUCAUGAUUAUUGUUAAUUUCUUUCUUCCAGAAUCAUGAUGUUGACUGUUAUGAAGAAUACCAAAAAUCCGGUGAAGUUUUGGUUCUUAAAGAACUUCCUGUCCCCAACUAUGACGGUAAUGAUUAAUGAUUUUACUUCCGAUCCAGUGAAUAUAGCAUGGUCUUUAAAAGUUUGAAACUUGAUUAUUAGUGAAGAGUUAAAAAAGUGAUGUCUUUGGAGUUCAUUUGUUUUUCUUGACUAGAGAAAGCGUACCAUUAAAGCGGUGCUUUAGGUUUUGUAUAUGUACGUUGAUAAAAGUAUAUUGUCUUGUGCGUUUAGCCUUCGUCCAAACUUUAGCCUUAAAACUGGCAGUCACCUUUGUUGUACUUACUUUCUAGGCGUUUCUACCUCACAUGGCCGAAGAAUAUGGCUUUGAGUAUGAACUUGUGCAAUAUCACUGGCCUCACUGGCUUCACGCACAAACGGAGAAGCAGAGGGUCAUCUGGGGGUGAGUACAACUAUCUUUUCCAUCCUGGAAAAAUCCUCUCCUUGUCCUUUUUAUUCUUAUCAAAACAUAUUGUGCAUUUUCUUAGUUACUAGCUGGCUCAAUUACUUCUUUUAAGAUAAGCUCAGAACCUUUGCAUUUGCCAUGAUCUUCCAGUGCUUGGGACAUUUCAUCGCUUCCGAAUCAAUCACACUUUUUAAAUUUCCUAUUUCGUGACUUUUAGAUACAAAAUCCUAUUUCUGGAUGUACUAUUUCCGCUCCACGUGAAGAAAAUUAUCUUCGUAGAUGCAGAUUUAGUAAGUAUUUUUCAACCUUUAAAUGGUGCAUUAGGUGUGUUAUCUCGUUCAGUCCUGACAACUCCUCACUCUACAGUUCCGUUUUUGUUAUGGUUUGUUUGAUUCGUGGGGACGCUGUAUACACUUACUCUUCUUUUUUUUCUUUUAUUUCAAUUGGCGGUGCCAUCAUUUCCUCUUUUUAUGAAGGCUUAGUGAUUUGUUAAUUUAUAAGUGAUGAUUUACUCGCUAUAUUUGUGAUUGUUUAACGUUUUCAGAUAGUAAGAGCUGACUUACAAGAGCUGAAUGAAAUGAACUUACAUGGAGCACCCUAUGCAUACACGCCUUUCUGCAGCAGCCGCAAAGAGAUGGAUGGCUUUAGGUAAAUUACAAUUUAUUACAAUUUUUUUUUCUCGUAUGUUUGCCUCUGCUCUUAUUAAUUGCUAUUGCAAUAAAUUUCGUGAUAUUAGAAUCAUUUUCCCGGAAAGUAUUUAGGCAUAAAACAGAGCUCAAAUGAGCGUUCAUUUAUAUAACUGUAACGUCAUCAAUAAUACAAGGAAAGUGGUUUCGCGGUUUUUUCCCAGAUUCUCCUCCCACUAACGUUUUGGUUUGUUAAACAAACGCUAAGUGAGCGAGCUUGGAAAUGAAACUUUUCCUCAGCCCUACUUUAAAGACAAAACAUGCAUUAACGUCGAUCGGAAGGGAUUUGUGACAGAGACGUUGUGAUCAUUUGACGCCUGCGUUCUCUUAACCAUUUGACCUCUUUGACUAACAUCUAAUUUCUCCAAACAAAUAUCCCCCCUGAAUCACACAUUAAGGCCACAAGAAUAAAGGAAAUGAUCACCAACUACAGAAGCUCUUGAUUGUUAAACAAAUUCUCCUUUUCAGCUCCUUGGGAAAUGUACAGAGAACAGAAUGGAAAAUAUGCAUACUGAUGAUAGGGCGUAAAGGUCCAAAGCCUCUCCCUUCACCACUUACUACUCAACAUUACACUUCAUACCCGGUGUUCUAAAAUUUCCCGAUCUAAACAUUAUUUUCGAACAACUCUGUUUACGAUGCCAUUGCAGGUUCUACCACUGGUGAAGCCGCAGUGACAAAAAAAAAAUGUUCCAAAUGUUUAUUGAAUUACAUUUAUCGCAGCUGAUGCCAUAAUACAUUUGUGUUUCUGCAGGUUUUGGAAUGUUGGUUACUGGAGAAGUCACUUGGGUGGAAAGCCAUAUCACAUCAGGUGAGGAACAGCCUUAUAAGUGACUGCAGUUCAGUUAGAGUUAUAAUUGCCGAUGUUAGUCCAACCUUUUACUUUUAUUCUCUGUCUUUUGCAGUGCGUUGUACGUCGUAGACUUGGAUCGAUUCAGGCGACUGGCCGCCGGUGACAGGCUAAGAGGACAGUAUCAGGUGAGUUGAUACUACCCCUAGACAAAAAAAGUACCCAAUGACAAGUGAAGAAUUGAUUAUAACAGGUUAAAUGCAAAUAACGUCUCUGCAGAAAAAAACCAAAAUGAAAAAAUCAAGGUUUCGAGGUAGUUUGAACUCCGAGCCUCUCGGCAGCUCAGUUGGCGAAGCAUUAAUUUUAUCCGCGAAAGGAAGGCGAGGCUUCAUAUCAGCCUGGGUUUUUUUUACUUUGUCCUUAGUUUGUGUUUAUUUUUAUUUCCUUCUUUAUUCGACGUUCGAAGACGAAAUCCAGUUAAUUUGUUUGUUAUUUGUUAAUCAGGGCUUGAGUCAAGAUCCCAACAGUCUUUCCAACCUCGAUCAGGUGAGAGAUAGAUUAUCCAGUUAUAUUUGACUUGACAAAUUGACUUGACUUAAACUUCGAUGCUGUUGCUUUAGAGCAAACGCCAUCAGGAAUUAAAUUUUUGUAGAACAAGGAUCUAAUUGAAGUUAUCAUCCUAUGAGCUAGACUAAGUCAUGCAUACGCAUAACAAUUUUAUAGAUGGACUCUAAAAUUAAGACAUCCUAAAAACUGUGGUGAACAGGAAUAUAAUUUUCCAACAGUGCAAAGAACAGUGGACGCGGGCGUCAUUUCGGAGGAAAUUGCGAUUCGGUGUUGAUUCUCCUUCGCGAUUGUCGAAGUGGCAAAAAUUUUUAUUUUAAAAACAUUGGUAAUUUGAUUUAUUUUGGGGAUCAGGAAUAGAGAGUGUUGUUGUUAUACAGACGAAAAUACGAACGGACGAACAGACCUUCUUACGGAUGGAGCGACUGACUCCACAUUGCUUCAGUUAAACUUUUCCUCCUAGCAUUUCUUAUUCUUAAUCUCUACAGGACUUACCUAAUAACAUGAUCCAUCAAGUUCCCAUCAGAUCCCUCCCUCAGGAGUGGCUGUGGUGUGAGACGUGGUGUGAUGACGAGUCACUGAGCACGGCUAAGGCGAUUGACUUGGUAUUGUAUCUUCGUUUCGGGCAAUUUUUAAUUAAGUGUUGGUUUUUCUUUACUUCGAUAUGUGAUUUGUCAAGAAAAUUAGCGCCACUUUCUCAGCUGAUCAAAUGCGAAACUAAAACCAACCCGAGUUUUCCCGCGCUUUAGGCCGAUUGCAUUUUUUGACUUUGGUCUCUUGUUGGAACCUUGUGUGUGUUUUCGUUGUUCUGAUUGGCCGUUUGGUUUACGACACUCAAUUGAAAUGUGUUCAUUGUUAUUGAGCUAAAGUUUAGUACUGGGCUCUUUUUCUGUUAACGCAGUCGUUUUUACUUCUAUACAUGCACACUGGUCGGAUAUUUGAGUAGUUCAUGUUUGUUUUCAUCGUUCUUUUUGUAUCUGUUCGUUUGUUUGUUCCUUUUUUUUUAAAAAUUUUUUUUUUUUUAGGAAAACGAUAUAUAAAGGGCUAUACCGAGACGCUAUUUCUUUUGAAUUGAUGCAAUAAGCAACAAGCAAUAAGCUAUUUUAAGGAUGAAAAUGGUUCAAACUGGUGCUCGGAUAAAGUUGAGUCAGAACUGGUAACAGCAAUAUGGAAACCGAGUCAAAAAAGGGCCAAUUUUGCAUUCGUCCAUUUAUUUCUUCGUUCACUCUUAGCUCAGUCAUUCAUUUACUCUUAUCGUGAUCUAUCUAUUAGUUCGUUAUAUUGCAUACUCAUCUACGCUUUGUUUAAAAUUCUACCAGUGUAAUAAUCCCUUGACAAAAGAACCUAAGCUGCAAGGCGCUGUGAGGAUCGUCAAGGAGUGGCCUGAUCUGGACAAUGAAGUUAGAAGACUGCAGGAAAGAGUAGCUGCACAGAAGCCAUCUUCAAAAGUUAGUCAAGAGUCAACUGAACCAACAGGUAGGGAA
This is a messenger RNA of Pocillopora meandrina, 23294 nucleotides long. The record is from the annotation of a GenBank genome assembly. NCBI's taxonomy places the organism in Eukaryota, Metazoa, Cnidaria, Anthozoa, Scleractinia, Pocilloporidae.